Messenger RNA from Anopheles darlingi, 756 nucleotides. RefSeq lists its product as uncharacterized. Lineage: Eukaryota; Metazoa; Arthropoda; Insecta; Diptera; Culicidae. Gene Ontology annotation, molecular function: chitin binding. The record is from RefSeq and is a predicted model, not a curated record. Bases 1 to 756 code for a protein of 251 amino acids. The transcript has a single exon. Gene Ontology annotation, cellular component: extracellular region.
AUGAAGUUCCUUCUGGCAAGUGUCGCCACCGUGCUGGUGCUAGCGAGCGUUGUUAGUGGUGUUUUGCAGAACGAAGUGGUACCGAGCGCCGAAAGCAAUUCCCAGGAAGACAGCCAAAGCAAUCCGUGCGAAGGAUUGCUCAUCGGCAUCGUGAAGCAUCCAUCGAGCUGUUACAAAUACAUCACCUGCUACCUCGAAAAGCCCACCGAGGAAACCUGUCCGCCCGAAACGAUCUUUGAUCUGCAAGAAAUCACCUGCGUCCCCGGAAAUCAGCGUACAUGUCGCAAGGAAGGUGAAGAGGUCCCUCUGCCGGGAGAUAUUUGCCGUGGCAUCAUUCUAGGAACGAUGGUACACCCGGAGGAUUGUGCCAAGUAUGUGAGCUGUUUCCUUGGCCGCGCACGUGAACGGUCCUGUCGCCGUGGAUUCGUGUUCUCGGAGCGUCUGAUGAUCUGUCUACCGGGCGAUCUGAACUCGUGCCAAGUGACGCUAAUACCAACGACCACAACGAUCGCUCCAGAAGAUGUGAUACCCAUUCCGACCGAUUACUGUCGCAGUAACAAUGUGUCCGUUGGGUUGCUGCCGCAUCCGCAAUUCUGCACCCGUUAUGUUGUUUGCGCUCUUUGGAUUCCGAUCGAACGCGAGUGUGAUCGGUUCCAGGUAUUCAGCCAGCGACUUUCGAUGUGCCUGCCAGGAAAUGUGAAUCGGUGUCGACCCAUCUUUGGCCUAAAAGAUGCGGAAAUAGAACCUGCCGUCUGA